This is a messenger RNA of Sinocyclocheilus rhinocerous, 1662 nucleotides long. Its product is annotated as acidic mammalian chitinase-like. The record is from RefSeq and is a predicted model, not a curated record. Bases 36 to 1403 code for a protein of 455 amino acids. Gene Ontology annotation, biological process: carbohydrate metabolic process. Gene Ontology annotation, cellular component: extracellular region. Gene Ontology annotation, molecular function: chitin binding. The transcript has 12 exons. NCBI's taxonomy places the organism in Eukaryota, Metazoa, Chordata, Actinopteri, Cypriniformes, Cyprinidae.
UGCAGCUGAUACAGCUCCAAAGACCAAAGACCAAAAUGACUAAAUUAACUCUUUUAGCAGCACUGGGCAUCUUGCUUACAGUGCAGAUUGUGGCUUCUACAAAGCUGGUGUGCUACAUGACCAACUGGUCUCAGUACAGACCCGGCAAUGGAAAGUUCCUGCCAGAAAACAUUGAUCCAUUCCUCUGCACACAUGUGGUUUAUGCUCUGGCAUCCAUCAGUUAUGAUAAUCAAAUCACUACCAUCGAAUGGAAUGAUAACGAGCUGUACAAGUCACUGAAUGACCUGAAGACAGUAAAUCCUACAUUGAAGACCAUGCUGUCUGUUGGAGGAUUGGUCAAUGGCGUCAGUCCAUACAUCAGAAUGGUGUCAACUCCAGAAAACCGCAAGACUUUCAUCCAUUCUGCAUUGCUGUUCCUGCGUCUCCAUGAAUUUGAUGGUAUGGAUAUUGACUGGCAGUACCCAGGUCACAAUGGAAGCCCACCAGAAGACAAACAGAGGUUAACUACAUUCCUCAAGGAACUGAGAGAAGCUGUUGAACAGGAGGCCAUAGACACAAAGAAAACUCCUCUGAUUCUUUCCUGCAAAGUUUCCGGCAUCAAGUCCACUAUUGAGCGUGCUUAUGAGGUCGCUGAAAUUUCAGGUCUGUUGGACUUCUUGACCAUCCUGUCUUAUGACUACCAUGGCCACUGGGACCCCAUGACAGGGCACAACAGCCCCCUUUUCCGCAGCUCCUUGGACACUGGAAACAUCAUUCACCACAAUAUCAACUCAUCUGUGGGAUUCUGGCUGGGCAGUGGAGCCCAUGCUGAGAGGCUGCUUCUUGGCUUCCCCACAUACGGACGCACAUUCUUGCUCUCCACUUCGCAAACAGGUCUCGGGGCCCCAGCCAAUGGCCCUGCUGACGCCGGCCCUUACACACGCGAAGCAGGAUUCUGGUCCUAUUAUGAGAUUUGCCCCAUGGAAUCAAGUGUCACUAUUGAAUGGAUCGAUGAGCAGAUGGUGCCCUAUGCAGUUCAAGGAAGGGCUUGGGUUGGAUUUGACAACCGUGAAAGUUUUGCUGCUAAGGUGCAGUGGCUGAACUCCAUGAGCUUGGGCGGAGCCUCAGUGUGGACCUUAGAUUUAGACGAUUUUUCUGGUCGUUUUUGCUACAGCGGAGCUUAUCCUCUUGUCAACCAUUUGCGCAAUGCACUAGGUUUCCCACCCAAACCCACCACUACGCCACGUCCCACCACUACUGCUGACCCCAUCGCCUCUUUCUGUGUUGGCAAACCAGAUGGGCUAUACCCCAACCCUGCUGACGAAACCACUUACUUCCAAUGUUUCCGUGGAAACACAUACCUGCAUAAAUGCCAGCCUGGUCUGGUCUUUGUUGAUGAUUGUAAAUGUUGUGAAUGGCCUUGAACGUAAGUUCAAAUCCACUCCUCCUGUUCAAUACAGAUGUCCAUGCAGUCUCCUAUUUUUGUGAUGUAUUACCUCUGCUUCCAACUAUCCAAGAUCAUCAUUUGAAAAAAAAUAAAAUAAAGUGACAGACAUUUUUAUUUUAUGCAAAACAGUAUGGAGUUGUCUUGUUAAGGUGCUGGUCAUAUUUUCCUCACAUUUAGUUAAAGAAAAAUCAUAAUGUCCUGUUCAGUACAGUCUAGUUUUCUCUUGUUGUUAUGCA